Molecule: messenger RNA, 888 nt
Organism: Boleophthalmus pectinirostris (great blue-spotted mudskipper)
Lineage: Eukaryota; Metazoa; Chordata; Actinopteri; Gobiiformes; Gobiidae
Exons: 6
Coding region: 262-813 (183 amino acids)
Source: RefSeq, a predicted model, not a curated record
GGUCCAGGUCACGUUCACUCUCUGCUUAGGCGGCGUCACGGUGUUGAGGAACCGUGGGAAUUCCAACAAGACCAAAACAACGUUAAAGGACUGGGACAAGGACACACGUGGCCACGCCGCGUGCUUGUGAGAACAUGGACGACGCUUCACUUUCGGUCCAGGUCACGUUCACUCUCUGCUUAGGCGGCGUCACGGCGUUGAAGAACCGAGGGAAUUCCAACAAGACCAAAACAACGUUAAAGGACUGGGACAAAGACACACAUGGCCACGCCGCGUGCUUGUGAGAACAUGGACGACGCUUCACUUUCGGCCUGUACUUACUGUGGAGUGGCAGAGGAAGCCGAAGAGCACCAUGACCACAGCAGGGCAUCGUCUGUCUCCGCCUCUCCGCCUUCAUCACUUCCAAACUCAACUACUGCAUUAGCCUACCCUCCACCUUGCUCCAAAAACUGCAAUACAUCCAGAACUCUGCCUCCCGCCGCCGCCUCACCCACACCCGCUUUGGAGAGCACGUCAGCCCCAUCCUCAAACUCCACCGGCUCCCCGUACAAUACCACAUCCGAUACAAGGUCCUCAUCAUCACCUACAAGUCCCUCCGUAACCUGGCCUCUUCCCCUCACCCCGACCUUCUCCAUCAGCGCUGUCCUGCCCGCCGCCUUAGAUCAGCCCACAGCAACCUCCUUACUCCCCUCAGAACUAAGCACCUCCUCACUCCCUCAAUCAGGACAAAGCACCUCCUCACUCCCUUCAUCAGACCCAAGAACCUCCUCAAUCCCUUCAUCAAAACAAAGCACCGGACCUCGGGGGAGCUAGCCUUUGCUGCCGCCGCCCCCUCGCUCUGGAACUCACUCCCACAAUCCUCGAAUUAAAACUUACCUGUUCAAUCUG